AUGGAGGGAGUUGCUUUGCAUAUUAUAUUUUGGUUUGUUGGGAGAAGAGACAAUGGCAGAAAUUUGAUAGAUCCCGAACUUUUGAUUCUUGUUUGGGAAGCUAUGUUUGUUGAUGGUUUUUCUAGGGUAGGACUAGGUCUAGGAGGUGCGCUUCGGCUUUGCAAGCACCAUCUUAUUGGUGAAGACGAUCAAGCUGUGGAUCCACUUUCUGGUGGUUGUGCCUUAUGUUUAUUGUUCUUAAGGAUCCUCUUAGCCAAAAUAAACAUGUGUGGCUCAUUUACUGGCAUAUGUUGCUUUGUGGAUGACAUAGUUGAUUUUCCCCUUUAUGUUGAGGCAAUACGGUUUGCUUUUCAUGAAGAGGGCAUGAUUCGUACUGCAGUUCGUGCUUUGACGUUAAAUGUUUAUCAUGUUGGAGAUGAUUGUGUUAAUAAAUAUAUAGCCAACGCCCCUCAGACGGAUUAUUUUUUGAACUUGCUCAAAUUUUUCCGAGAGCAUUGCAUCGGCCUAAAUGAAUUGGUCUCACAGGCUUCCGGGAGCCUCGGCUUCGAAUCAACCUCUUCCAUUCUUUCUGCUGUUGAUGAAAUCGAAGACAAUCUUUACUAUUUUAGUGAUGUUAUUUCUGCUGGGAUUCCUGAUAUUGGGCGAUUAAUAACAGACAACAUAUUGAAGCUUUUGGUAUUUCCAUUGCUUCUUCCAUCGCUGAGUAUAGGAGUUGUUAAUGAAACAAAAAUCAGUGCUGUCACUUCUCUGUAUUUACUAUGUUGUAUCCUGCGCAUUGUUAAAAUCAAAGACCUGGCAACUAGUGUUGCUGCUGCCUUUUUCUGCCCCCUAGAAACCUUUAUGCCAAGUGCUGAGGCAAAACAAAAUGGCUAUAUGUCUAGCUGUGGGCCCGCUCUUGAUAGCCAAAAGGAUGACAACAGUAACCUUAGUUUUGAGUGUGAUUCUGAAAGGUUACAAGCCUCCAUUCCAAACUUAUCUAGUUCUUCACAAACUCAAUCAGGCAAGGAUGUCUUGUGGCAUGAUUCCAAUGGUUCUCAUUUGGACUUAAGGUGA
Messenger RNA from Ilex paraguariensis (yerba mate), 1053 nucleotides. The record is from the annotation of a GenBank genome assembly. NCBI's taxonomy places the organism in Eukaryota, Viridiplantae, Streptophyta, Magnoliopsida, Aquifoliales, Aquifoliaceae.